Medicago truncatula (barrel medic) is the source of this 1744-nucleotide messenger RNA. RefSeq names its product probable protein phosphatase 2C 27. Bases 351 to 1505 code for a protein of 384 amino acids. The record is from RefSeq and is a predicted model, not a curated record. Gene Ontology annotation, molecular function: protein serine/threonine phosphatase activity; cation binding. Gene Ontology annotation, biological process: protein dephosphorylation. The transcript is spliced from 4 exons. NCBI's taxonomy places the organism in Eukaryota, Viridiplantae, Streptophyta, Magnoliopsida, Fabales, Fabaceae.
UUAUUGAAGAUUUAUAAUAAAACUUACCUAUGACCUAUUAAUCGCAGAAUUUUAAACUACUCGUGUAAACGGAAAAUUUAACCAUAUGUGUCAACCGCAACCGAUACACUAAUAUUAUUUUCAAUAAACAAAACUAGAAAAACUUCUACAUCAUUUUCUCAAAAAUAUUCUAAGAAUCUUCUCUUUCUUUCUCUUUUAUUAUAAGCAACAAAAUUCUAUCAAGUCUCUUAUUGUUGUUGUCUAUGACACUUUUUGUAAUUACUUUCUGAUUUCCAUGCCUACAACAGCUACAAGUUCCUGAGCUGAAAAAGGUACCACUUGCCAACAACUACUUUGUUACUGUUGUCAACAUGUGUGUGCAAGAGGAUGAACAAGUUGAUCAAGAUAAUAAUAAUAUGGAGAAACUUGAUAACAGAAGAAUUUCAUGGCCUUUGCAUUGUGAUCUUUUGCAUGACCAGAUGGAUAAUACAGAAAGAGACUCUUCUUUUAGAAUUUCAAGUGACCAAAUCAGUGCUCCUAAUUCAUUUCCUCUGGAAAGCAUUUGUGAGGAUACAGAGAUUGCAGACAAAAAACAGAACCUGAUAAAUUUCGUCCCUACACUUCGGUCGGGGGAGUGGUCUGAUAUUGGAGGUCGCCCAUACAUGGAGGAUACUCACAUAAGCAUUGAGGACUUGGCAAAGAAAUUUGGUUACGAUGCUGUUUGCGACGAAGCUAUUUCCUUUUAUGGUGUAUUUGAUGGACAUGGAGGGAAGACUGCUGCGCAAUUUGUUCGGGAUCAUCUUCCGAAGGUGAUUGUUGAGGAUGCUGACUUCCCUCUUGAACUCGAGAAGGUGGUCACAAGGUCAUUUUUGGAGACGGAUUCAGAGUUUGCAAAAACAUGCUCUAUUGAGUCUUCCCUAUCUUCUGGUACAACUGCUUUGACUGCAAUUAUAUUUGGAAGGUCUUUACUUGUAGCCAAUGCUGGGGACUGCAGGGCUGUUUUGUCCCGAGCUGGAGGGGUAAUAGAAUUGUCCAAAGAUCAUAGGCCUUUAUGCAUGAAAGAAAGGAUGAGGAUCGAGUCGCUUGGCGGAUUUAUUGAUGAUGGUUACUUGAAUGGACAGCUAGGUGUGACGCGGGCUCUAGGCAACUGGCAUCUUGAAGGAAUGAAGGAAGUGAGUGGAAGAAAUGGACCAUUAAGUGCUGAGCCAGAACUUAAAUUGAUGACAUUGACAAAAGAUGACGAGUUUUUGAUAAUUGGAAGCGAUGGAAUAUGGGAUGUUUUUCGUAGCCAAAACGCUGUAGAUUUUGCUAGAAGGAGGCUUCAAGAGCACAAUGAUGUGAAACAAUGUUGCAAGGAAAUAAUAGGUGAAGCAAUAAAGCGAGGAGCAACAGAUAAUUUAACUGUUGUGAUGGUAUGUUUUCAAUCAGAACCACCACCACCUUUGGUUGUUGAAAGGCCUAACAGAGUCAGGAGAAGCAUAUCUGCUGAGGGACUUCAGAAUCUUAAAUACCUGUUAGAAAGAUAGAUUAUUCUUCUCUGCAAUGCCUUAUUUUUGGUGACCUGAGAUUAUUAUGUACAUAAUUCAUCUAUGCUUUUAUCUUGUGCUAAUCAGUGAUCACUGGUGGGGGUAGAGAUAAUAAUGCACUUAGGUGCCAAAUUUAAAAUAAAAAUGUAUACUAUUGUAUGAUUGUUUUACCCAUUGUUAGUGGGAAAGAUAGACGUUAACUAUAUAUAUCAUGAAGCGCACAAUAUUUUAACAUUGUA